Messenger RNA from Choloepus didactylus (southern two-toed sloth), 588 nucleotides. RefSeq names its product akirin-1-like. The transcript has 2 exons. Gene Ontology annotation, biological process: positive regulation of myoblast differentiation; positive regulation of macrophage chemotaxis; positive regulation of transcription by RNA polymerase II. Lineage: Eukaryota; Metazoa; Chordata; Mammalia; Pilosa; Megalonychidae. The record is from RefSeq and is a predicted model, not a curated record. The coding region runs from base 1 to 588 and encodes 195 amino acids. Gene Ontology annotation, molecular function: transcription coregulator activity. Gene Ontology annotation, cellular component: chromatin; nucleus.
AUGGAGUGCGGGGCGACGUUGAAGCGGCCCAUGGAGUUCGAGGCGGCGCUGCUGAGUCCCGGCUCCCCGAAGCGGCGGCGCUGUGCCCCUCUGCCCGGCCCGGCUCCCGGCCUUAGGCCCCCGGAGGCCGAGCCGCCGCCGCUUCAGACACAGAUCCCACCGCCGGCUCUGCAACAGCCUGCCUCGCCCGGUAGCGAGCGACGCCUUCCAACUCCGGAGCAAAUUUUUCAGAACAUAAAACAAGAAUAUAGCCGUUACCAGAGGUGGAGACAUUUAGAAGUUGUUCUUAAUCAGAGUGAAGCUUGCACUUCGGAAAGUCAUCCUCACCCCUCAGCACUCACAGCACCUAGUUCUCCAGGUUCCUCCUGGAUGAAGAAGGACCAGCCCACCUUUACCCUCCAUCAAGUUGGAAUAAUAUGUGAGCGUCUCUUAAAAGACUAUGAACCAUCUAACACCGAUAAAAUUCGGGAGGAGUAUGAGCAAAUCCUCAAUACCAAACUAGCAGAACAAUAUGAAUCUUUUGUGAAAUUCACACAUGAUCAGAUUAUGCGACGAUAUGGGACAAGGCCAACAAGCUACGUAUCCUAA